AGUGGUAACCCCCCCGCACGACCGACGCGAGGAAGACGAAGGCGAAGGCGAAGCGGCCAGCCAAGCCAUGGCGCGGUGCAGCAACGGCCUCCUGGGCGUCCUCAACGCCGGCGUCCUGGUCCUCGCCCUGGUCGUCCUCGGCGGCGGCGUCUGGCUCAGCCACCGCGCCGCCACCACCGACUGCGAGCGCUUCCUGGAGCGGCCCGUCGUCGCGCUCGGCGUGCUCCUCCUCGCGCUCUCCCUCGCGGGCCUCGCGGGGGCGCUCUGCGGCGCCUCCUGCCUCCUCUGGCUCUACCUCCUCGCGCUCUUCCUCCUCAUCCUCCUCCUCUUCGUCUUCACCGUCUUCGCCUUCGUCGUCACCAACCGCGGCGCCGGCUGGGUGGUCUCCGGGAGAGGCUACAGGGAGUACCGCCUCGAGGACUACUCCACGUGGCUGCAGAGGAGGGUGGAGAACUCCGGCAACUGGGCCAAGAUCCGGAGCUGCCUCCAGGACGGCAAGGUCUGCGAGAAGCUCGCCGCCGGCCACCAGACGCUGGGCCAGUUCGUCAACACCAACCUCUCUCCGGUUCAGUCUGGAUGCUGCAAGCCUCCAACAGGAUGCAACUUCACCUACGAGAGUGAGACCGUCUGGAACAAACCUACUGGCUUUAACUCUACUGAUGAUCCGGACUGCACGACAUGGUCGAAUGUUCAGACUGCUCUGUGCUACGAUUGCCAGUCAUGCAAAGCUGGUGUACUCGCGAACCUGAAGAACGAUUGGAAGAAGAUUGCGACGGUGAACAUCAUAUUCCUGAUCUUCCUCAUCAUCGUCUACUCCGUUGGGUGCUGCGCUUUCAGGAACAACAGGCGGGACAACUCGUACCCAGCUUGGAAAUGAAAUGCAAGGUGAUGUAUAGGUUCUUAGGCCGUGUAGUCGGUGAUGUUUAAGCUCGUUCCUGUGUGUCAAACAACCCUAAUUAUGCCAUAUGUUACCGUUUAUGCAUCGACGGUUGCUAGUUGGUGCAUGGUUGCUAUGUUGCCAAGCACAUGAUCUGUGAGGGCUCUGGUCUAUUAUCAAGAUAUGUUGAUAGGCUACCUUUGUACCUUGGUUCAUAGCUAGCAUUACAUGUUCGUGCAUUCUACUGCUUCUGUUCUAUCA
Oryza brachyantha (malo sina) is the source of this 1138-nucleotide messenger RNA. Its product is annotated as tetraspanin-8-like. NCBI's taxonomy places the organism in Eukaryota, Viridiplantae, Streptophyta, Magnoliopsida, Poales, Poaceae. The record is from RefSeq and is a predicted model, not a curated record. The transcript has 2 exons. Gene Ontology annotation, biological process: auxin-activated signaling pathway. The coding region runs from base 68 to 877 and encodes 269 amino acids. Gene Ontology annotation, cellular component: plasmodesma; plasma membrane.